Messenger RNA from Pteropus alecto (black flying fox), 712 nucleotides. It is a transcript of the gene CUNH19orf84, whose product is annotated as chromosome unknown C19orf84 homolog. Lineage: Eukaryota; Metazoa; Chordata; Mammalia; Chiroptera; Pteropodidae. The record is from RefSeq and is a predicted model, not a curated record. Bases 51 to 593 code for a protein of 180 amino acids. The transcript is spliced from 2 exons.
GAGAAAUCCAGUGGAAGGUGCUAGAAGAGACUUGAGAGACCCGUGUGAAGAUGGAACAGCAGAAGGAAGAGACUGGACCUGAGGGGAACAGCCUGUCCCUGCCGUCACCUGGCACGGAAUGGUGUCCCCCCGCACCUUUCCCAGCCCUGCCAUCUUCUUUCUUGGGCACCCCAGAUCCAGCCCACCUGGGACUCCCCGAGAGCCUGGCCUCUGUCACUGUCCCCAUCCGUCUUGACGCCCUCUCCUACCUCCUGCACAGUGCCCUGCUGGGGGCGUACACCCUUCAACAGUCCCUGCCCGCCUGCCCCUGCAACCCCGAGGCAUGCAGCACCCAACCGGGCGCCGCCAGGAGGCCAUCUACCGGUCGCGGGGGCUGGGACGUCCGGCGCAGGCCACGCCGGGGCCAGCGGCGAUGGGGCCCUGGGAGGGCCGAGCAGCCAGAGAAGGGCUGGGCAGGGAGCUCUGGGGCUGGCCCCAGGACCCCGCCCGUGAUGCCGCCGUCACCGCCAACACCGCCUACCCAGGACGCGAAGAAGGAAGUGCGAGGCCCAGAGCCACCAGCUGCCACCGAGGACUGGGACACUGAGUACUAGGACCCUGACGACCCGGCCCAGGGUCCGGAGAGGGCCUCUCGGGGUCGCUAGGAGGGUUUUCCUGCAGCUCAGAGUGACCUCGGCCUCGUCAGAGACACCCCAAGAAGCAUCCUGCUUGC